Messenger RNA from Emys orbicularis (European pond turtle), 2391 nucleotides. RefSeq names its product extracellular leucine rich repeat and fibronectin type III domain containing 1 (gene ELFN1). NCBI's taxonomy places the organism in Eukaryota, Metazoa, Chordata, Testudines, Emydidae. Gene Ontology annotation, molecular function: protein binding. The transcript has a single exon. Gene Ontology annotation, cellular component: plasma membrane. The record is from RefSeq and is a predicted model, not a curated record. Bases 1 to 2391 code for a protein of 796 amino acids.
AUGGCAGGUCGUCGGUGGGCAGUGACGUCAGCGCUGUGUGUGUGCGUGGCGGCCGUCUCUCUGCUGCACGCUGGCGGGGUGCGGGCAGACUGCUGGCUGAUCGAGGGCGACAAGGGCUUCGUUUGGCUGGCUAUAUGCAGCCAGAAUCAGCCCCCCUAUGAGUCCAUCCCUCAGCAAAUCAACAGCACCAUUGUGGAUUUGCGACUGAACGACAACAAGAUCAAAAGCGUGCAGUACUCUUCACUCAGCCGCUUCGGUAACCUGACAUACCUCAACUUGACGAAGAACGAAAUCUCCUACAUCGAGGAUGGUGCCUUCUCAGGACAGUUUAACCUCCAGGUGCUGCAGCUUGGCUACAACCGCCUGAGGAACCUGACCGAGGGAAUCCUCCGGGGCCUAGGAAAGCUGGAGUACCUCUACCUCCAGGCUAACCUCAUUGAGGCAGUCACCCCCAAUGCCUUCUGGGAGUGCCCCAACAUAGUGAACAUUGACUUGUCCAUGAACAGGAUCCAGAGACUGGACAGCAACACCUUUAGGGGCCUGAACAAACUCUCAGUCUGUGAACUCUACAGCAACCCCUUCUAUUGCUCCUGUGAACUCCUAGGCUUCCUGCAAUGGCUGGAAGGCUUCACCAACAUGACGCGCACCUAUGACCGCAUGCAGUGCGACUCCCCGCCAGACUACACUGGCUACUUCUUGCUAGGCCAAGGCCGGACCGGUUACCGCAAUGCUCUGGGCAUGCUCUCCACCCUCUGCACUGGCAGCUCCUACACCAUGAUACCUCGCUUUAUCCCACCCAGGUACCAAGUGACCACAGCUCCGUCAGAAAGCCCAUGCUCUGAUGAAGAGUGUUUCUCCGGGGAUGGCACGACACCCCAGGUCUCCCUCCACACGCCCAUGGGUGAGACGGAGAUGCGCCCCAACAUCCGGGUGAAGCAUCUCACCCACAACUCGGCCACGCUGACGGUGCAGAUCCCGUACCCGUUCAGCAAGAUGUACAUCCUGGCGCAGUACGAGAAUGGCUUCUCUUCCAUCGUCACCAAGCUGAAGAAACAGAAGGAGGACAUUGAGCUGACUAACCUUGUAGCACAAAGAGACUACACCUACUGUGUGGUCUCCCUCCACCACGUCUUAAGGUACAACCACACUUGCCUCACCCUCUCCCCAAACAAAAUGAGCAGAGAGGACCCAGUGCCCACUCCCUCCACUGCCACCCACUAUAUCAUGACCAUCCUGGGCUGCCUGUUCGGCAUGGUAAUUGUUCUGGGGGUGGUGUACUAUUGCCUCCGUAAGAGGCGUCAGCAGGAGGAGAAGCACAAGAAGGCAGCUGGCAGCAUGAAGAAGACCAUCAUCGAGCUAAAGUAUGGGCCAGAGAUAGAAACAACCAGUAUCACCCAGCUGUCCCAGGGGCAGAUGCUGGGUGUGGAGACAGUGACCCGCAUCCCCUACUUGCCCUCUGCUGGGGAAGUCGAGCAGUACAAGUUGAUAGACAGCAGUGAGACCCCCAAGGCCACCAAGGGCAACUACAUGGAAGUGCGGACAGGAGAGCAGCCCGAGCGACGAGAGUGUGAGCUGUCCAUGCCGCCUGACAGCCAGAGCUCCGUGGCUGAGAUCUCCACCAUCACGAAGGAGGUGGACAAGGUGAACCAGAUUAUCAACAACUGCAUUGAUGCCUUGAAAUCAGAGUCCACCUCCUUCCAGGGGGUGAAAUCGGGGGCGAUUUCCACCGCUGAGCCUCAGCUGGUACUCUUAUCGGAACAGAUCUCUGGCAAACAUGGCUUCCUGUCGCCUGUGUACAAGGAAAGUUACAGCCACCCGCUGCAGAGACAUCACAGCAUGGAGGCACCUCCCAAACGCUCCAGCACUUCUUCCAGCGGCUCCAUACGGAGCCCCAGAUCCUUCCGCUCUGAGGGCUCCGGCCACAAGUCAGAAGCCAAGUACAUUGAGAAGACAUCCCCAACCGCAGACACCAUCCUCACUGUGACACCGGCGGCGGCCAUUCUGCGAGCAGAGGCAGAGAAGAUCCGACAGUACAGCGAACAUCGGCACUCUUACCCGGGCUCACACCAGGGGGAGCAGCACGACAGCAUGGGCGGGCGUAAGCCCUCCAUUCUGGAACCUUUGACCAGACCCCGCCCCAGAGACCUGGCCUACUCUCAGCUCUCUCCCCAGUAUCACAACCUGAGCUACAGCUCCAGCCCAGAGUACACAUGCAAACCAUCGCACAGCAUCUGGGAGCGCUUCAAACUCAACCGGAAGCGGCACAAAGACGAGGAGGAAUAUAUGGCGGCCGGCCACGCCCUGCGCAAAAAGGUCCAGUUUGCCAAAGAUGAGGAUCUUCACGACAUCCUAGACUACUGGAAAGGUGUGUCUGCCCAGCACAAGUCCUGA